UUUCUCUUCUUGAUACAAGCAGAUCUGCCAGCCUCCUCGCUCAAGAGAAGCAUCACUCCCGAAACGGAAGCGGGACACUUUGGAAAGAAUGCCAGAGUGCAUGAAAAUAAAAGCCACGUGCUCAUAUUUGCACCAAUCUCCAAUCUCCUGUAAGAUCCAAAAGGGCAAAUUGAGAGUGUGUGACCUUUCAAGAAAGCUAAACAGCCCAUGAUGUUGAGCAUGAAGACUUCUAGUGGCUAAACUCAGUUCACUGCUUUAAGUCACCUCCAGGAGCCAAGGAAAAAUCUAAAAGAAAAAAAAAAAAACUCCUAGCCAAAAAAAUUCACAUUGAAAUCUUAACAACGAGGCAAGGCUUCCUUUCCUGUUCAUGGCCUAAGAAGUAAUGUAACUGCCAGUGCCAAACAAUGACGAUGAACAGCACCUGUGUUGAAGAGCAGCAUGACCUAGACCACUAUUUGUUCCCAGUGGUCUACAUAUUUGUGUUUAUAGUCAGCGUCCCAGCCAACGUUGGCUCUUUAUGUGUAUCCUUUCUGCAAGCAAAGAAGGAAAACGAGCUAGGAAUUUACCUCUUCAGUUUGUCACUGUCAGAUCUGCUGUACGCGUUGACGCUGCCUCUGUGGAUCAAUUACACUUGGAACAAGGACAACUGGACGUUCUCUCCCGCCUUAUGCAAAGGAAGUGUCUUCUUCACGUACAUGAACUUCUACAGCAGCACGGCGUUCCUCACCUGCAUUGCCUUGGACCGCUAUUUAGCAGUUGUCUACCCGCUGAAGUUUUCGUUUCUGAGAACGAGAAGAUUUGCCUUCAUGAGCAGCCUGUCUAUCUGGAUAUUGGAGUCCAUCUUUAACUCCAUCCUCCUGUGGAAAGAUGAAACAAGCGUUGAAUACUGUGCUGCGGAGAAGUCGCGCUUCACCCUGUGUUACGACAAAUACCCACUGGAGACCUGGCAGAUCGACCUCAACCUGUUCAGGACGUGCAUGGGCUACGCGCUGCCCUUGGUCACCAUCAUGAUCUGCAACCAUAAAGUCUACCGAGCUGUGCAGCACAACCAAGCCACGGAGAGCAGCGAGAAGAGAAGAAUCAUAAAGCUGCUUGCAAGCAUCACGUUGACUUUCGUACUAUGCUUCACGCCCUUCCACGUGAUGGUGCUCAUCCGCUGCAUUUUAGAACGCAAUAUGAACUUGAACGACAAGUCCGGAAAGCAGACGUUCACGGCGUACCGAAUCACAGUGGCUCUGACAAGUCUAAACUGCGUCGCCGAUCCGAUUCUGUAUUGUUUUGUGACUGAAACAGGGAGAGCCGAUAUGUGGAACAUAUUAAAAUUGUGUACCCGAAAACACAAUAGAUCACAAGGACAAAAAAAGGAAGUAAUUUCUGUGUCCACAAGAGAUACCAUAGAAUUAGAGAUUAUAGCAUAAAAGAUGAAGGCAGGUUAAGUUACAUGAUAUUAUACAAUAAAAACCUGUAUUUUUGAAAGUAAAUCUGGUAGAGGACCAGGUGUUCUGAGUGAAUACUUUAUUCUACCCCAGUAGAAAUAUUUAAAGGUACAUUGUACAAUUCCUACAUUGACUUUCAUUAAAUAAGGUCUGAAAAUGAAACAUUUUCUAAAGACUUGGCGUCAUCCUUGUUGGUAGAAAUUCUCUCCCUAAGAGGCAUG
Messenger RNA from Chionomys nivalis (European snow vole), 1657 nucleotides. RefSeq names its product G protein-coupled receptor 65 (gene Gpr65). The coding region runs from base 405 to 1418 and encodes 337 amino acids. Gene Ontology annotation, biological process: G protein-coupled receptor signaling pathway. The transcript is spliced from 2 exons. The record is from RefSeq and is a predicted model, not a curated record. Lineage: Eukaryota; Metazoa; Chordata; Mammalia; Rodentia; Cricetidae. Gene Ontology annotation, molecular function: G protein-coupled receptor activity. Gene Ontology annotation, cellular component: membrane.